UUCUUGUUGUUCGAUGGCAAGCUUAUGACUGUAUUUUAUUUAAGGGAAAUUCUUCAAUAUUUCGCAAGUUUACGGCUUGAUCGUGAUACUGAAGACAUUAAUGGACUGAGGGAACUCCGUAAGACAUGUAAUACAUAAAAGUUUGAGUGCGUAUGAUCGUUGGGUGCAUGACAGUUUGCACGUGGGAAAGAGCAACAUGAUCAUCAAAGGGCAGUCUUGUGUUGUGUCACCCUUGCUAGUACUUACUCUACUUGGGCUGACGUCAGCAUUUAGCUUUGGGCCGAACUUUGUUCCGCCUGAGCCGCCCCCUGCUGUGAGAAUAAAACGAUCUCCACGGGAUAUACGAGAUGGAGUUUGCCAGAACAUCGACAUCAGAAACAACGUCUCCAAUCUCAUGGCUCUAGAGAACUGCACCAUCAUAGAUGGAUACCUGCGGGUUCUACUUAUUGACCGAGGCAGCUGGGAGAUGUACCAGAACUAUUCAUUCCCAAAACUGCGUGAAAUCAACGGAUACCUCUUCAUGUAUCGCGUCUCAGGGUUACAGUCCUUGCGGACUCUCUUUCCCAACCUAGCGGUAAUACGUGGACGGGAUCUCGUAUUUAACUACGCGUUCGUCCUGUAUGAGAUGUUUGACUUGAGGGAGAUUGGGCUUGCCAACCUGGCUACGAUCAGUCGUGGAGGUGUGAGAAUCGAGAAGAAUCCGGCCCUGUGCUUUGUUCACACCAUUAACUGGAAGACGAUCUUGAAUAAUUCGAAUCCGGAUACUGAAUUGGAGCAAGCCAACUUCAUCCUAGAGAACAAAGACCCAGACCUUUGCAACGAGUGUCCCAGUUCACUCGGUUGCCACGACAAUACAUGUUGGACUGCACGUGAUUGCCAGAUCAAUUUCAAUUCGCAGUGCCCUAAAUGCAAUUCGAGGAUGUGCAACACCAGCGACGUGCCUGGGAUCUGCUGCCAUGAACAGUGUUUGGGUGGAUGCUACGGUGAACGAAACAAUGACUGUGUGGCCUGCAAACAUGUUCUAGACCAAGAAGGCCACUGCACGGAGAAGUGCGCACCAGAAACCUACUUGCUAAAUGGCAUUCGUUGCAUAAGUGAGGACGAUUGCGUGUCUGGUGAGGGUCGGUCGGGGCCUGGCCAUUCCUGGAUACUUCAUAAUCAGGUGUGCCGCAGGGACUGCCCCACUGGCUGGACAAAGAACGAAAGCAACCCCAACUAUUGCAAACACUGUGGCGAGGCCUGCCCACGCAUCUGUCCAGGGGCAUAUAUAGACAGUGUAACGGCAGCACAGAAAUACAAGGGAUGCACGGUCAUAGAUGGCACGUUGGAAAUACAGGUCCGCUCUGGAAAGAACAUUGUGAAGGAGCUGGAGGCAAAUCUGUACUCUAUCCAUACUGUCAAACACUAUGUGAAAAUCGCCAGAUCAUUUCCACUGGUCUCACUCAGCUUCUUAAGGAAUCUGCGUGAAAUUGGUGGUGAACGAUUACUGAACAACAAGCAUGCAUUUGUCGUGCUCGAUAAUCAAAACCUGGAAGAUAUUUGGGAUGUGAACUUGCACGUCAAUCUCACGAUCCUCAAAGGAAAGAUGUUCUUUCACUACAACCCUAAGCUAUGCCCCAAUAACAUCACACAAUGGGCGAAUGCCGUUAUCAUGCCAGAAGACCAGCGCAAAGGAAUGGAUGACACAGAUAUCUCAUUGACAUCUAAUGGUGACAAAGUUGCAUGUGACAUACAAAUGCUGAGAAUAGAGGUGCGUCCAAUUGACGGUGAGCUGGCGAUAGUGAAGUGGGAUAACUACAGGACAGAUGACCCACGGUCAUUGUUGGGCUUUGUCAUCUACUGUCGAGAAGCCCUGCACCAAAACCUGACAAUCUUCGACGGGAGAGAUGCCUGCGGUAGUAAUGAUUGGAGAAUGGUAGACGUCGCUGCACCUGAGGAAGACAACUAUAGUAACUCGACUAGAGGCUUUGACGAUACGUCCAACCUUGAAAUUACUGAGCUGCUAGGCGAUCUGAAACCAUACACGCAGUACGCCGUCUACGUGAAGACGUACACGAUAGCCCGUGAAUCUCAGGGGGCCCAGAGUAACAUCUUUUACUUUACAACCAAAUCGUCAGAGCCAACACCACCGAGAAGUGUGACCGUGAAGGCAGACGUCAACUCGCUGAGAAUAAACUGGGAGGCUCCUCUCCACCCAAACGGCAUAAUCACCCACUAUGAGGUCAGGUUCCAGCAGAUUCCUGAUGAUCCAGAAAAUUAUAAAGAUUGGAAUGUCUGCAGUGACAUUCGUCACAAAAAAGGACAUGAUUCAGAUGGGGAGACGUCUACCCCACCUCAAGUGCCCACCAUACCGAAACCGACGACGCCCACAGGCACAGAUGGUGAUUGUCCAGUCUGUGACUGUGAUCAGCCCGUGAAGAAAACACCAGCAGAAGAGGAGAAAACCAACCAGAUUGUGUUUGAAAAUUUUCUACACAAUAUGGUGUACCAGAAAAGGGACAUCGGAAGCGAAUAUGAUAGAAUAGUCUCACCGGAGACGAAGUUCCCAACGGCCAUACCAAACAGGCGGCGGCGCGAGAUCUCUCCGAUGGACAGGCGUGACAGCGCUGUGCCUACAGAGCUCAGCGUAUCCAUCAACGAGACAUAUGCUGUCACUGACGAUGAUGAUGGGGUGCCCAUUGGAAACGAAACCAAAGUGGAGGAGGUGCCAACUUUAGUUACAAAAGACCUGGCCGUGGAACUGGAGAACUUGCACCACUUUACGUUUUAUACGAUAGAGGUGAGGGCAUGCCAUGCGUAUGAUAAAGAUACAGGCACUAAGCUUUGUUCAACAAUUGCCAUGACUACCGGGAAUACACUCCCGAAAGCCGAUGCGGAUUUGAUCAACUCGACUAUCGAGGUGUUGGUGAACUCUUCUAGCUCCUCAAUGAAGAGCACCGUAAUCAUCAAGUGGACGGAUCCUCUUCAGCCAAAUGGUGUCAUUUUGGGAUACUCGAUGAAAUUCAUGGAUGGAGCAAGUUCGUCGAAUACAACUGCAGUGAGUUGCUUCACAAAAAGCCAGAUUUUUGCACAUGGAGGGAUCAUUCUCUACCGAGGUGAAGGAAACUAUUCCUUUCAGCUAGGUAUCAUCUCCCUAGGAACACUGCCAUACCAAGACCACACAACGUACUGGACGGAACAAAGAUACUUCAUUGUUCAGAAAGCCCAUGGACUACCAGUUGAAAUCAUUGUUGCAAUAGCCUGUGCUGUGGGCAUUGCUGGCUUAUUGGUUAUAACAACAGCUAUAUGGGUUUUUGCUAAGAAAAGGUACAGAGCACACGAGCUUCUGAACGGUUCACUCAUCACCAGCAUCAACCCUGAGUACAUGAGCUCCGCAGAUGUCUACAAUCCUGACGAGUGGGAGGUCGGACGUGAUAAGAUCAAUCUAAUCCGUGAGCUUGGGCAGGGAUCAUUCGGUAUGGUGUACGAGGGAGAGGUGAAGGAUCUAGUGCUGCCUAACGAGAAGACUCGCUGUGCUGUGAAGACCGUUAACGAGUCGGCCUCUAUCAGAGAGCGGAUAGAGUUCCUAAAGGAGGCGUCUGUAAUGAAAGCUUUCAACUGUCACCACGUUGUGAAACUCUUGGGUGUGGUAUCCAUAGGGCAGCCUACACUCGUUGUCAUGGAACUUAUGGGUAACGGUGACUUAAAGACUUAUCUGCGUAUGCAUCGCCCCGAAAUUGAGAACGCAAAACAUAAUCGUGAACCGCCCACCGACCGUGAAUUUCUAGGAUGGGCCGGGGAGAUAGCUGAUGGCAUGGCUUACUUGUCAGCGAAGAAGUUUGUUCAUAGGGACCUGGCAGCUAGAAACUGCAUGGUUGCAUCUGACCUCACUGUCAAGAUCGGAGAUUUUGGCAUGACCAGAGACAUAUAUGAAACUGAUUACUACCGAAAGGGAGGUAAGGGUUUACUUCCCGUUCGGUGGAUGGGACCAGAAUCGUUGAAGGAUGGGGUGUUCACUUCACAAUCGGAUGUUUGGUCGUAUGGGGUUGUGCUUUGGGAAAUGGCAACUCUAGCAUCCCAGCCAUAUCAGGGAUUAUCAAAUGAGGAAGUGUUGAAGUAUGUUAUCAGUGGAGGUAUCAUGGAUAAGCCAGAAGAUUGUCCUGAUCAGUUCUACGAGUUAAUGAAGCUGUGCUGGCAGCAGAGCCAAAAGCAGAGGCCGACAUUCAUUGAAAUCAUCGAGAUUCUGCGAGAUGACCUCCCUGUAUCAUUCCGUGAGCAAUCGUUCUACGACCAGGAGUACUUGAAAGAGCAGCAGCACUCGCUGCUAGACUGUCAGUACGACGACAGAGUUGGCGCUCAGAUAGGGGAACUCGAGGAAAUAUCUCUGCACAGUCGCCAUUCGGACGAAUCGCUGAACAUGCAGAAUACGCCGCAGGAAGACUGUCAUAACUGUAUGGGCCAACUCGGCGACACGUCUCCGCACGAGGAGCAGCGCCCUCUGUCGGGGAGGAACAGUGCAAUCAGCAUGUCGGGCGAUGGUAGCAAGGGCUCGUCAAAGGGCAGCAGUAGCACGACGAGCAAGAGCAGUGGCUACCAGCUGAUGAACGGUGGUAUGGCCAAUGGUCAUUUACAUAUGAGUACGUGCGUACCAAAGACGACAGAGUGCUAGCAGCGGUCCAGCUUGAACGUGUCGAACCUCCUCGAGCACGCACGCACGCACCCGCCGCACGACACGCGUACGCACGCACCGGC
This is a messenger RNA of Priapulus caudatus, 4731 nucleotides long. RefSeq names its product insulin-like peptide receptor. Lineage: Eukaryota; Metazoa; Priapulida; Priapulimorpha; Priapulimorphida; Priapulidae. Gene Ontology annotation, molecular function: insulin receptor activity; insulin receptor substrate binding; ATP binding. Gene Ontology annotation, biological process: protein phosphorylation; positive regulation of kinase activity; positive regulation of MAPK cascade. The transcript has 25 exons. The record is from RefSeq and is a predicted model, not a curated record. Gene Ontology annotation, cellular component: axon; membrane; insulin receptor complex. Bases 197 to 4648 code for a protein of 1483 amino acids.